Rhipicephalus sanguineus (brown dog tick) is the source of this 2434-nucleotide messenger RNA. RefSeq lists its product as uncharacterized. Lineage: Eukaryota; Metazoa; Arthropoda; Arachnida; Ixodida; Ixodidae. The record is from RefSeq and is a predicted model, not a curated record.
AUGUCAGGAGGCAAGAAGUGUUCCUUUAAUGCGGACUGGGCGAACCCAAGUGUCUCCGACUAUGCAAGUUUGAUUAGGCCUUUGGAAAAUGAUCCGCACAAAGCCAUGUGUACAGUUUGCCAAAAAACGUUUUUGCUGAGCAACAUGGGUCACAGAGCUGUUUCAAGUCAUGCCUCUAGCAAGAAGCACAUUGCUGCAUUGAAUUUUCUCAAAAGUGCUUCCCAGCCAAAGCUAUUGUCAUUUUUUAAGAGCCCGACGGACGCCUCGCCUAGCAGUAGCGCUGGAUCUGCGCCUGCUGCUACCGAAGUUGCAGUGACUACAGCUCCUGUGCAAGUGUCAGUGGGUGGUUUUUUGUUUAAGAACAACGUGACUAAAGCAGAAAUAAUUUGGUGUCUCAAUACCAUAAUGACACAUGGAUCCUUUCGUUCCGCGGCAGCGUCUGCGGCACUUUUUCCACUGAUGUUUCCCACUUCUGAGGUGGCUGCAAAAGUUCAGCUGGGUAAAGACAAGGUAGGCUACACCAUUUGCCAUGGCAUUGCGCCGUACUUUCGGAAUAUGUUGCUGUCGAGUCUCGUCAAUGUGCCUUACCUGGUAGUCUGUUUCGACAAGGCGCUGAACGAGGUCACCCAGAAACAGCGAAUGGAUGUUCUCAUAAGAUACUGGGAUGCUGCUGACGACAGCGUGAAGUCUCGCUAUCCGACGUCUUGUUUCAUGGGUCACACGUGCGCCGAAGACUUGGCGUCAGCGUUUCGUCAAGCGGUGCAGGAAAUCAAAGGAUCCAAAAUCCUGCAAGUGUCCAUGGCCGGGCCAAAUGUCAAUUUUAAGUUUUUGCGGUCUCUGAAGGAAGAGCUUCGCGAGUCAAAUGAGAGCCAUAUCCUCGGGAUAUGUGGCCUCCAUGUAAUCAAUGAAUAUGGUGCUUAUAAAGCUGGCCACGUUGCAUCUGGCUGGGAUUUGGUAUCAUUUCUUCGAAGCGCCUACAACCUGUUCAAAUGCGUUCCUGCACGUCGCGCUGACUUCGUCAGCCUCACGGGGUGCUGGAAAUUCCCCAUGAAGUUCUGUGCAGUGAGGUGGCUGGAAAACAGUACCGUAAUCUGUAGGGCACUGGAGAUUCUACCACACCUCAUUGUAUUUGUGCAGCAGUGUAAAGAAAAAGCAGACAAGAGGCCAACAUGCUCAAGCUACAAAGUGGUUGAAGAAGCUGUGUCUGAUCAGGUCUUGUCAGCAAAGCUAGCUUUUGCUCUCUCUAUUACUAAGGAAUUGGAACCCUUUCUGCGGGAAUUUCAGACGGAUAAACCGAUGGUUCCAUUCCUGUCAGCAGCACUAGAGAGCAUUCUGCGUUCACUGCUGUCGAGAAUUGUAAAAGAGGACGUUCUCGAUGCUGCCGACACGGUCGCCAAGUUGAUGAAGAUAGACAUAAGCAUACCAGAAAAUGCAGUAAAUGUAGCCGCAUUCGACGUUGGAUUUUCGGCAAAAAACUAGCUCCGCAAGAACAAGAAGUUGUCACAGCUUGCAAUAAUGAAUUUUAAAAAAGGCUGCAUAUCAUUUGUCAAGGCUUGUGCACAGAAAGUGGUGGAGAGAUCGCCACUUAAGUACAAGUUGGCCGUGGGUGCAGGCUGUUUGGACCCUGUCUGUGCAUUGUCUUUGGAGGCUGGUCCCAGGCGGCUUAUGCUGGCACUUGAAGUACUUUCCGAUCAUCACUGGAUGACCGGCUUGCAAGCAGAGCGAGUCCAUCGCUCCUACGUGAAGGUGUGCUCAGAAAGCAGUACACAGGCACAGCUGGCAAAUUUUGACAGGAAGCAACAGAGGCUGGAUACUCUGUGGACAAACAUAUGUUCCCAGGAUCACAAGGAGCUGCAGUUUUUUGUGAAACUUCUCUUGUGCUUGUCUCACGGCAAUGCUGCGGUAGAGAGAGGCUUUUCUGUCAACAAGGAAUGCCUUGUUGAAAAUUUGAAAGAAGAUUCUCUUGUGGCACAGAGAGUAGUGCAUGAUGCGGUCUUGGCAGCAGGUGGCAUCGCUCAAGUAGACAUUACCGACAGGAUGGUGGAGACAGUUCGCAGUGCCUACAGCGUCUACCGGGAGCAGCUGCAAAGAAAGGAGAGAGAGCGAGAUGAAACAACUGAAUUGGAGAAGAAGAAAAAGAGAGCAGCAGCUCUGAUUAAAGAGCUACAAGAAAAAAAGCAAAGGCUGCUUAUUGAAGCGCAACUUGAAGCUUCUAUUCUUCAAGACGAGAUAAACUCUCUCAAACCCUAAUUGAAGUGCAUUUCGAGAAUGAGGGCAGUUGCAAUAAAUGUUUCACUCUACAAUGAAAUGUGUUUUCUCUACCCUUUUAAUAUGCCUCACGGACCAUUUCCACAAAAUGGUGUCUGUUGUAUAGGUCAGGCAAUUUUAGCUAAAAUGGUCAGGGAAAACCUGGAAAAGUCAGGGAAAUUGAAUU